Paramecium sonneborni is the source of this 2722-nucleotide messenger RNA. NCBI's taxonomy places the organism in Eukaryota, Ciliophora, Oligohymenophorea, Peniculida, Parameciidae. The record is from the annotation of a GenBank genome assembly.
AUGAAAAAUGUUUAUUUGAGAGUAUUUAUUCAACUCACUUAUUUUAUAAUGGUACUUAUUAUAAAAAUACUUAAUGACAAUACAGAAUACUUUUAGGUUGUAUUUAGCAUCCUGUUGACACUAUUAUCAUUACCAUUAAACAGAUAUAUUUAAAAUUAUUCUGAGCAUUCAUAAUUAAUAUGCAAAUCCUUAUGGUAAGUUCUGAAUCUUUUUUGCUUAGGGAGUGUUGAUAUGGGUUUAAAAAAUGAUGGAUUUCUCAGUAGAUUUUAAUAUUUUUGGCUUGGUCUUACUAUUCAAUUGGAUGUUGAUACAAUAUUACCUCAUAAAAUAGUUAGAGUAGGUUUUCUUGUUGUUGUUAUUGCUUCAGUCAAUCUUACUACAUUUUUUUUAAUUCUCGAUUCUUCAUAACUUGGAUUGAUUUGUGGAGAAAUACUUUAUGCUCUUAUUUUAAUAUAUUAGCUAUUUGUAGAAAAGACAAUGAAGAAUUAACACAAACAAUAAACUUCAAAAAAACCCAGUUCUCGUAGUUUUACAGAAAAAUUAGAUAGUCCUUAAGCAUAAAUUUUAGAUGAGGAAUCAAAUCAUGUUUAAAUAUUGUCUUUAGGUCAAUAACUACAUCAUUAGUAAUUACCUUAAAGAGAAGCAUCUAUUAGAGAAUAAAUAGAGUACUAAAAUAGUUUUUAUAAAACUCUUUUUAAUUAAUUUCCUGAAGGAAUAAUAAUAAUUAAUGAUUAAAAUAAAAUUGAAUAUCAUAAUAAUUAAGUAAGAACUUUAUUAGGAAGAAAACCUAUUUCUGAAGAUCUUAUUCCAAAAAGACUAUAUGAAUUGAAGAAUUAUUCUUCUAAAUUUUAAUUUGGUGAACAAGCAUAAUUUGAUAAAAUGUUUGCAGCAUUAAAUAAAAAAUUAAAAAGUAAUUCUCAUGAAUUUGAAUAAUAAUUAAAUGAAGAAAACUCUUUAAUUAAAGAUUGUUUUGUUCCAUUGGAGGAGUAAACUUAUUAUAACUAUUAUGAAUAUGAAUUAAGUAAAGCAGAAACAUUAAGUCAAGAAAUAGAGAAAGCUUUAAUAGAUAGGACUGGUACACCAUCACCUUAUUAAAGAUAAUUAUCUUGUCAUUCUUAAAGAACAUAGAAGGGAUAAGAUAAAAUUAAAUUUGGAAGAGAAGUGAAAAUGUUAUGUAUGAUUGAAGAAUCUAAAGAAGAAGUUCCUAAAGAAAUACAUGAAGAAUAAUCUGAGGAUGAAGACUCUGCUGGUUUGCUAAUUUAAAUAACUAUUAAGGGUUACACAUAUGAAAGUAAAAGAAAUGUUUUGUUAAUGAUUAGAGAUGUGUCUCUAUUUAAUUAGUAUAAAGUAUUAUAGCAACAAAAUUCAAAUAAAUCUAAAAUGUUAUCUUAUGUUGCACAUGAAUUGAGAAAUCCUUUAGGUGCUAUAUGUGCAAUAAGUGCUUAAUUAUUGUAGAAAUACUCAUAAGAUAAGGAAACGAGUAAGAAGUAAUAAUUAUAUAUAAAUAAUUAGAUACUUGAAACCAUUAAAGAGUUCAGCAGAAUCAAUUUAGAGAUUGGCAAAUGAUUUAUUGGAUUUAGCAUAAUUAAAGGCUGGAAAAUUUAAGUUAACUUUUUAAGAGUUUGCGAUAAAGAAUUUAAUAUUUGAUGCAAUAGCAAUGAUGACUUUUACUGUUGGGGCAAAGAAUUUAUAAUUGAGUUUGAAGUAUGAUAAAAAGAUACCAAAUUUAAUAAAAUCUGAUUAAUAGAGAAUUUAAUAGAUAAUAUUGAAUUUGAUAAAUAAUUCAACAAAGUUUACAAAGUCAGGAGGGAUAAAAGUGGAAGCUAAGUUAUUGUAGCCAAAAUUGAUAGAGAUAUCAGUAGAGGAUACAGGAGUUGGUCUAUAACCUGAGGAUAUAAAGAAAUUAUUUUAACCUUUUGGUAAAUUGGAGGAUUCAAAGCAUUUAAAUACAUAAGGAGUAGGUUUGGGUUUGAUGAUAAGUAAUGUUUUGGCAUAGAAAUUAAGUGGAGGAGAUGUAGGAUUAUAGGUUGAAUCAAAAGGAUUGGGUUAAGGGACUAGAUUUGUAUUUAAAAUAUUAGAUUAAAAUGAGACGAAGAGUUCAGUACAUUGUUCUUAGGAUACAAAAUAUUUUGGUAGGAAGGAGAGUAAUUUAUCAAUAGUAAGAGUGUAGAAGAGAGAUUAAUUAACAUUAUAACCAAUGAGUGCAUCAAUAUUUAGAGCAAAGGUGAUAAGUGAAUAGAAGAUAGAAGAAAAUGAAAGUACAAUUUAUUAGUUUUAAUGUGAUGAUGAUAAUUUUUAAGAGGAUCCUAUUUAAGAAUCUUAUGAGAAUUGUGUUUGUCCACGAAUUUUAAUAGUAGAUGAUGAACCAAUAAAUUUAAUAGCUUUGGGUUACAUAUUGUAGAAUUUGAAGUAUAGAUUUAAAUAGGCAAAAAGUGGUUAGGAAGCUUUAGAUUAUUUGAAGGGAUGGUAAAGUACUUGUUGUAAUUGGAUAAGAUGUGUAAUAAUAGAUAUAUAGAUGCCAAUGAUGGAUGGUUACCAAACAUCGAAAUUAAUAAGAUUGAUGGAGAAAGAGAAAUAAAUAAGUAAAUGUACAAUAAUUGGUUACAGUGGGUAUUCUGAUGAAGAAACAAAAAAACAUGGUUAUGAAAGCGGAAUGGAUUAUUUCCUUACUAAACCAGUUCCUUAGGGAGAAUUAUAAACUUUAUUAAAUUAAUGUUGUUGA